AUGGCUGGCGCUUUAGAAAAUGCAAGAAAAGAAAUUAAACGUCUUUCAUUAGAUGAUCACAAGGAAAUCCACUAUGGGCAAAUCUUUUCAGUUUCAGGACCAGUUGUGGUUGCUGAAAAUAUGGUGGGGUGUGCGAUGUAUGAAUUGGUCAAGGUGGGUCAUGACAACUUGGUAGGAGAAGUUAUCAGAAUCAAUGGAGAUAAAGCAACUAUUCAAGUCUAUGAAGAAACGGCUGGUGUAACUGUUGGUGAUCCAGUUUUGAGAACUGGAGCUCCCUUGUGUGCUGAAUUGGGUCCGGGUUUGUUGAAUACUAUCUACGAUGGUAUCCAAAGACCAUUGAGAUCUAUUAAAGAAAAGACCAAUUCGAUUUAUAUUCCACGUGGUAUUGAUGUGCCAUCAUUGUCAAGAACGGCUGAAUACGAUUUCAAACCAGGUCAAUUGAAAGUAGGGGAUCAUAUUACUGGUGGUGAUAUCUUUGGGUCCAUUUAUGAAAACUCAUUGUUAGAUGAUCACAAGAUUUUGCUUCCACCGAGAGCUAGGGGUACAAUCACCUCAAUUGCGGAACCUGGUUCUUACAAUGUUGAAGAUACCGUUUUGGAAUUGGAGUUUGAUGGUAAAAAGCACAAGUACUCCAUGAUGCACACAUGGCCUGUAAGAGUCCCCAGACCCGUUGCUGAAAAAUUGACUGCUGAUUAUCCAUUGUUGACGGGACAAAGAGUUUUGGAUUCAUUGUUUCCAUGUGUUCAAGGUGGUACCACAUGUAUUCCCGGGGCUUUUGGAUGUGGUAAAACAGUCAUUUCUCAAUCCUUAUCAAAGUAUUCCAACUCGGAUGUCAUUAUUUACGUUGGUUGUGGUGAGAGAGGAAACGAGAUGGCAGAAGUGUUGAUGGAAUUUCCAGAAUUGUUUACUGAAAUUGAUGGAAGAAAAGAACCAAUUAUGAAACGUACUACUUUGGUUGCCAAUACAUCGAAUAUGCCCGUGGCUGCAAGAGAAGCAUCAAUCUAUACUGGUAUCACUUUAGCUGAAUAUUUCAGAGAUCAAGGUAAAAACGUUUCCAUGAUUGCUGACUCCUCGUCACGUUGGGCUGAGGCAUUGAGAGAAAUUUCCGGUAGAUUGGGUGAAAUGCCUGCUGAUCAAGGUUUCCCUGCUUAUUUGGGUGCCAAGUUGGCAUCUUUUUACGAAAGAGCGGGAAAAGCUACUGCAUUGGGUGGACCUGAUAGAGUUGGAUCUGUGUCUAUUGUUGCUGCUGUUUCCCCAGCUGGUGGGGAUUUCUCAGAUCCAGUCACCACUUCAACAUUGGGUAUCACUCAAGUGUUUUGGGGGUUGGACAAGAAAUUGGCACAAAGAAAGCAUUUCCCUUCGAUAAAUACCGCUGUUUCAUAUUCGAAAUACACCAAUGUGUUGAAUAACUAUUAUGACAAAAACUAUCCUGAAUUCCCCCAGUUGAGAAACAAGAUUAAGGAAAUUUUAUCCAAUGCUGAAGAGUUGGAACAAGUGGUGCAAUUGGUUGGUAAAUCUGCAUUGAGUGAUUCAGACAAGAUCACAUUGGAUGUUGCUGCAUUGAUCAAGGAAGAUUUCUUGCAACAAAAUGGUUACUCCACCUAUGAUGCAUUCUGUCCUAUUUGGAAAACAUUCGAUAUGAUGAAGGCAUUUAUUUCGUACUAUGACGAAGCACAAAAGGCUGUUGCCAAUGGUGCUCAAUGGUCAAAGUUGUCUGAGGCAACAAGUGACGUCAAGCAUGCCGUUUCAUCAGCCAAAUUUUUUGAACCAAGUAGAGGUGAAGAAGAAGGCGAUAAGGAAUUUGGUGAGUUGUUGACCAACAUUUCGGAAAAGUUUGCUGAUGCCGCAGAGUAG
Lodderomyces parapsilosis is the source of this 1854-nucleotide messenger RNA. RefSeq names its product H(+)-transporting V1 sector ATPase subunit A (gene TFP1). Gene Ontology annotation, cellular component: fungal-type vacuole membrane; proton-transporting V-type ATPase, V1 domain. The transcript is spliced from 2 exons. Gene Ontology annotation, biological process: proton transmembrane transport; ATP metabolic process. Bases 1 to 1854 code for a protein of 617 amino acids. Gene Ontology annotation, molecular function: proton-transporting ATPase activity, rotational mechanism; ATP hydrolysis activity; ATP binding. The record is from RefSeq and is a predicted model, not a curated record. Lineage: Eukaryota; Fungi; Ascomycota; Pichiomycetes; Serinales; Debaryomycetaceae.